Molecule: messenger RNA, 1825 nt
Organism: Uranotaenia lowii
Lineage: Eukaryota; Metazoa; Arthropoda; Insecta; Diptera; Culicidae
Product: transcription factor grauzone-like
Exons: 4
Coding region: 261-1718 (485 amino acids)
Cellular component (GO): nucleus
Molecular function (GO): DNA-binding transcription factor activity; zinc ion binding
Source: RefSeq, a predicted model, not a curated record
AGUUCUAGCUGCGAACAGCAGUUGGCGCUGCAGUUAGAAAAAUGAGCUUCCUUCUUUUUUUCUGCCGCAGAUCGAUCAGAAACUCAAAAUGAGAUGUGAGCCGAAUUUAAUUUAGUUUCACUACUGGCCACUAGUUUUAGCAGUAUUUUGAAUAUGUGUUUACAAUUUUUGUUUAUACCUGCGUAGCUGUAAUUUGUAAGAUAAUGGAACCCGUUUGAAGAACUUUCUGAUAAACUCCCCAACUCCUUAUUUUGGUUCGAAUGAUGGAGAUCAAACUUGAUGGGUGUCGAUUAUGUCUGGAGGAGCUGAGUAGUGCUAGCUGUCAUCUGGAGAAUCCAGACCUCCAGGAACAAAUGAAGAACGUAUUCUAUUUUCCGAUUGAACCAAAAUCAGGGUGCUCUAGCAGCGUGUGUUCAACCUGCACGUUUGUCAUUGCGGAAUUUUAUCAAUAUGCCGAGAAAGUUCGUCAAAACCAAGAUAAUCUCAGUAUUGCACUGUCCACUGAUGUCAACUGUAGCACCAACACGGAGUCGCUCAUCAAAUCUGAACCAUUGGAACAAGAAGAUGGUGAGUCGGAUUUACCAUUGGAACCGAAACAGGAAAUGCUCACAGACAGCGAUAACUUCAGUGAUAUGGAAGUUUUUGCCGAUAGCUACGAACUUCCCACUAAGCGUCGAAGAUGUGCUCCGAGGAAAAAACAAUCUAGGAAGGGCAAGGAAAAGAAAAUUAAAACGGAAAACGAGGGGUGCUCACGAAAACAGAAAAACAAGGAACAAAUCGAACAAGAAGAUAAAACUUUAAACGAUUUCUUCCAGAUGAUUUGCGAAUUGUGUGAGCACAAAGCGGAAAAUUUCAAAUUAUUACUGAGUCAUUUCAAAGAAAUUCACCUGCAGCCCGGAUAUGUGGUUUGUUGUAAGAAAAAAAUCUAUCGGCGCUUUAAGUUGGUGCAACAUAUGCAAACUCACAUAAGUCCAGACGGGGAGCUGUGCGAGAUUUGUAACAAAAGUUACAAAAACCUACGAAUGCACAGGGUUGCAAUGCACGCCAAGCAGGAAGAUAAACACUUCAAAUGCGAUCGUUGUCCGAAGGAAUUUAGUCAAAAGGGAUUGCUCAGGGCCCAUUUGAUGCGGCAUGAGAAGGUUCAAUGCCCACAUUGCGAUAUGAUGCUUUCGAAUAGCCAAUCAUUGGCUAUCCACAUCAUCAAUAAACACAGCAAUGUGGACCGACGAAUGAUUUGCGACGCCUGUGGUCAAGAAUUUCUUAACAAGCUGUGCUUCGAUCGGCACGUUAAAGAGCACAUGGGCAUAGAAGUACACAAAAAGUUACAAUGCCACAUUUGUCAAAAGUGGUUGAAAGGCGAACGAGGGCUGCAGAAACAUUUACAAUUUUCCCACUAUGAACGAGCCCAAACGCACGAAUGUGACGUAUGUCAUCAGCAAUACCCCAAUUCGCGAGCAUUAUUUGAUCACAAACGCUUGGUGCAUGUCCGGGCCAAAUUCGAGUGUGAUUUCUGCGGGAAGCAGUUCAAGCGAGCUAGUAAUCUUAAGGAACAUCGGACAAUCCACACGGGGGAACGGCUCUAUAGUUGCGAUUAUUGUGGAACGUCGAUGAACUCUAAAGCGAACCUGUAUACUCACGUCAAAAAAACUCAUCCGACAGAAUGGGCGGAAAAGAAACGUCUAGCUGACGAGUCUCGUGCACCUAAAUCCCAAUCUUAAUAUCUUCUUCAACUAGAUGUUUAAGACAUGUACUCCUGAUGUUUUCAGUAUUAGUAUUAGUUGUAUUUAUGAAUAGGCGAAACCACCUAAGCUUACAGACAACUUUA